CAUUAGACAGUACAGCGCACACACACACACACACACGGAGAUAGAGAUUGUUCUUGAGCUUUUGGAAAGCGAAGCCAAAGGGAAGGAAGAAGCGUAUUCCUCGUGAGUACUGCAAACCCGGCAACGCAAUAUACGCUAUAUAACUACAACAACUGAACCAAAUUGCCCACAAAAGAGAGCCAAAAAAAAUUAUUCCCUCCCUUACAAAAAAAAACCUCCCCUCAGCCAGUCUGCCCUCUGCCCAUCUGGGGUCCCCACCUCCUUUCCGUGUAUAAAAAAGUUGUAUACACACACACACACAAGAGAAGCUGUUUUCUUUUCUCUCUGUGUUUUUGUGUUUUUUGGGUUAAAUUAAGGAGGAAAGAUUGGAACUUGACAGCAGAAAAUGAAUCAAAUGAUGAUGUGGGAAGCUGGAGGAUCAACCGCAUCAUCAUCUGCUGCUGGCGGUGGUGGAGCUGGUGGCAACGGCGGAGGAGGUGGUGGCGGGAUUGGAAUUGGUGGUGGUGGUUCUGCGGCUAAUGGGAGGAGGAAGCCUUCUUGGAGGGAGAGGGAAAAUAACAGGAGGAGGGAAAGGAGGAGAAGGGCAAUUGCAGCUAAGAUAUAUGCUGGGUUGAGGGCUCAGGGGAAUUAUAAUCUUCCAAAGCACUGUGAUAAUAAUGAGGUUCUCAAGGCUCUUUGUGCUGAGGCCGGUUGGGUUGUUGAGGCUGAUGGCACCACUUACCGCAAGGGAUGCAGGCCAUCACCAAUGGAGAUUGGGGGCACUUCGACCAAUAUUACCCCCAGCUCUUCAAGAAAUCCCAGUCCACCUUCUUCAUACUUUGCAAGUCCAAUUCCUUCAUAUCAACCCAGCCCCUUGUCUUCUUCCUGCCCUAGUCCUACCCAUGCUAACAACAUUUCUUCAUCACAUCCAUUUGCAUUUCUCCGCAACUCCAUUCCUUCAUCACUUCCUCCUCUUCGAAUAUCAAACAGUGCCCCUGUAACCCCACCUCUUUCCUCCCCAACUAGACUUCCUAAGCAAAUUUUCAAUCUAGAAACCCUUGCCAAGGAGUCCAUGUCUGCCUUCAACAUUCCCUUCUUUGCUGCUUCUGCACCUGCCAGCCCUACAAGAGGCCAGCGGUUUACUCCGGCUACCAUACCUGAAUGUGAUGAGUCUGAUUCAUCCACUAUUGAUUCAGGACAAUGGAUGAAUUUCCAGUCAUAUGGGGCUAAUAUGGUCCCAACUUCUCCUACAUUUAAUCUCAUGAAACCUGUGGUUCAGCAAGUUUCGGCCAUGGAUGUCUCAGGAAAGGGUAAGGGUACAGAUUUUGACAUGGAGAAACUACCAGUUAAGGCGUGGGAAGGGGAGAGGAUUCAUGAAGUUGGAUUGGACGAUUUAGAGCUUACACUUGGAAGUGGAAAUGCCCGCAUUUGAGGCAAUCGCAUUCCAUAUCCUCAUUGAUCGAUGAAACAACAAAGCAAUGGUGCGUUCUGUACAUUCACUUAGCAUUCUUAUGGAUGCUCUGUCCAUGAUUAGAGGAUCUUAUUCUCGGCUGCAACUUGGAUGCUGGUUUAAACAUAGAAAUGUGAUCGACUUGGUUAUCAGGAUGGAUUGCUUUUUUCUCUUUGAUUUUUUUUUCUUUUUCUGGUGCCCUUUAUUGUUAGCAGUUCUUUGAGACCUCUACCUAAUUAGUUUGGGUGUCUCCAAAGCCAUUACAUGUAGAUAAAUUCUGUUAUAUUCGUAUUGGAGUCAAGGGUAUUUUCGAUUGUAAACUUAGAGGUUAGAGAGUUGGAAAAACGGUUUGAGGAUUGCUUGCCUUCAAAAACAGAGGCUUAAUGUUACAUUACAUCCCUCCCCAUUUAUUUAUUUAUUUAUUUGCUCUUUCUUUGGGAUCUUCUCUAAUCUUCUUCUGUUCCAGCUUUGCUUUAGUCAGUAGAUCUCCAUAUACUCAGUUUUGAUCUCUCCACAUGCCCUACGUAUGCAGAUUUUGGAUUUCAUGUAACCAUAUAGCACGCUUCUGUAUCAGAAACUCAGAAGCUAGUAUAAGGUUCAAUGUUUCUGCAACAAUUUGUAUGGUCUUCUUGGUCCCAUUUGGUUGAAUGUUUUCUUGACCAACUUAACCGAAUUCUGUGAUGUAUAUGGGCCAUGGCCGGAUGGGUUUCUGAAGGUACGUGUGAGAUAUGCACAUUUCAGAAGAUUAUUAAAAGGGAAGAAGAAGUGGGGGCGUGAUGAGCAAAAAUGUGUUUUUGCGAGGUUGGCUUCUUAGCUUGUAAAAGGGCCAUCAUUUUUUGUGGUAUUUUUUAAACUCUAUCAAUAUCUCUAGCAAUCAUCCC
Oldenlandia corymbosa var. corymbosa is the source of this 2310-nucleotide messenger RNA. The record is from the annotation of a GenBank genome assembly. Lineage: Eukaryota; Viridiplantae; Streptophyta; Magnoliopsida; Gentianales; Rubiaceae.